AUAAAAAUUAAUAAUUUAAUAUCUAAUGUUAAAUUAAUAAAGGCUUGAUCAAUAAGAAACAUUGCGAAAUGAAUAUUAAUAAACUAGACCUAUUUCUUAACAAUUUGUUUAUACAAGUGGAGUGUAAUAAGUAAAAUAAAAUAAUUAAAAAUGAUAGGUUCCUUUUGUAAAUCAAUAAGUAUAAUAAGAUGAAUUUGUAUUUGAUGGUAGAAAUUAAGCAUUUAAUCAAUAAGGAGUUUAAUUUCCUAAUAAUUUUGUAACCGCUCAAGUGACAAAUUAUCCUACAAUAAAUGUAAAGAUAAUUAAUUUAAUGUUAGCCAUGUAAUCCUUGUUAAGCAUCACCAUUACAUAUGCAAAUAGUAGUUGUAAAUAGAGAAGAAAUAGAAGCACCUUGGAGAUUAGAAUGUGAAUAUCUAUAAUCAGUUAUAACAGAACUUGAAGCUAGAUAAUUAGAAACAAAAAUAGUUGAGAAAGUGAUUGAAAAGGAAAAGAUAGUAAAGGAUACUGAAUCUAUUUCAUAAUUAGAAAAUGAAUUGAAUAGAUUAAGAUUAAGUAAUUAAUAAGAAGUAAGUGUUUUAAGAAGAUAAUUAUCUGAAUUGUAGAUGCAAAAUGGAAAUUUGAAUUCUUAAUUAAAAUAAAAAGAUUAAGAACUUUUACUCCUUAAAACAAGUUCAAGUUCAAGUGAAACUAGAUAUAGAUAAUUAGAAACAGAACUUACUAAUUGGAAGAAUCAAUGCAGAAGCAAAGACUAAGAAUUAGCUAUAUUAAGAAAUUAGAUUUAAGAUAUGUAGGAUGCAAAUAGUCAAUUAGAAAUGGAACUAAGUUCAUUAAGAUUGAUUAUUUAAUAAAGAGAUAAUGAAUUAGAAAAAUAUAGAGUUACUUCCAUAGAAUUAAGAUCUGCAGCUAAUGAGAGUAGAGAUGCAUAAACUAGAAUUAGAGAGUUGGAAUUAGAAGUUGAUAAUUUGAAGAAUCUAUUAUAUUAAAGAACUGCAGAAUGUGAAGAUUUAAGAAGUUAAAUAGCACUUAGCGAUAAAGAAUAUAGUGCAAAAAUUAAUUAAUAUAGAUUCUAAAUUAGUGAUUUAGAGUAAGAAAUUUUGAGAUUAAAAACUGAAAUUGAAAAGUAUAGAUAAUUGUUGGCCAAUAAGGAUCAUGAAAUUGAUGAAUUACAUUUAAGAAUUCAAUAUUUGGAAGAAUAAGGAACUACUGUGGUUUAAGAAAAGGUUACUUUCUUAAGUUCUGAAAUUGAAGUUUGGAAAUAGAAAUUCAUUAAGAUUAAUCAUGAUUAUAAUGAAUGUUAGGAAUAAUUGAUGAUGGCAUAAGCAGAAUUAGAAGCACUUUAGAAAUAAUAAAAGAAAGUAUUCAUUUUAAUAUUUAAUAUUUUUAGGAAGUAGUUGUUGAAAAGAGAACUGUAACAAGAUCAACUGUUGGAAGUAGCAGUAUUCAAAAAUAAUAUUGAGAAUGAAUCAUUAAAUAUAAAAUACAUUAAUAGUAAC
This is a messenger RNA of Paramecium sonneborni, 1493 nucleotides long. NCBI's taxonomy places the organism in Eukaryota, Ciliophora, Oligohymenophorea, Peniculida, Parameciidae. The record is from the annotation of a GenBank genome assembly.